UCUUGACCUGACCUGAUGUUAACCGUGACCUGGUUUACUCUCAGAUAAGGAGGUUAGUUACUGUGGUCAGUGCAUUGACCAGCACUUUACACACGCGCACACCAGCAUGAGGACGUUUCUGAUCCUGUUUAGUUUGGGCUUUGUUGAAAGUCUAAUAAGGGUGCCGUUGAGUCGCGCGCCUUCAGUGCGGAGUAAACUGCGCGCCGCCGAGCAGCUGCAGGAGUUCAUGCGCGAGCACGAGCCGGACUUCUACUCGCGCCGCUACGCGCAGUGUUUCCCUCCCGCGCGUGACUUCAUUCGACUGCCGGGAAAAUCUGUGGAGCGACUUUACAGCUUCAUGGAUGCUCAGUUUUUUGGUGAGAUCAGUCUGGGAAACCCACAGCAGAACUUCACAGUAAUCUUUGACACCGGCUCCUCUGAUCUCUGGGUCCCUUCAUCAUACUGCGUCAGUCAAGCGUGUGCGAUGCAUCACAAGUUCAAGGCCUUCAAGUCCAGCACUUACACGCAUGACGGACGAGUGUUUGGCAUUCAUUACGGCUCUGGACACCUGCUGGGGGUCAUGGCCAGAGAACAACUCAUGGUGGGCUCUUUGACGGUUCAGAAUCAGAUCUUUGGAGAGGCUGUGUAUGAGCCCGGGUUUGCUUUCGUCAUGGCCCACUUUGAUGGGGUUUUGGGUUUGGGUUUCCCUCAGUUGGCAGAAGAGAUGGGUUCUCCAGUGUUUGACAGCAUGAUAGCGCAGAACAGCGUGGAUGAGCCGGUGUUCUCCUUCUACCUCAGGAACAACGGCUCUGGGUUUGGUGGAGAGCUUUUGUUUGGAGGUGUAGAUGAAACUCUGUUUGUUCCUCCUAUUAACUGGGUUUCCGUCACGCAGAAGGGCUACUGGCAAAUCAAAAUGGAUGGUGUGAAGGUCCAGGGAGCUCUGAGUUUCUGCUAUCGUAGUUCUCAUGGAUGUCAAGCUGUAGUAGACACAGGAACUUCACUGAUUGGCGGCCCAAGCAGAGACAUUCUGAUGCUUCAGCAGUUCAUCGGAGCCACACCCACUGCCAUUGGAGAGUAUUUGUUAGACUGUGCCAGGAUCAGUAGUCUGCCUGUGGUGUCCUUCCUGUUGAAUGAUGUUGAGUAUUCACUGACUGGGGAGCAGUAUGUCAGGAGAGAGAUCCUGAACAAUAAUGAGAUUUGCAUCAGUGGGUUUCAGUCCAUAGACGUCCCGUCUCCAGCCGGACCCAUGUGGAUUCUGGGAGAUGUUUUCCUGUCUCAGUUUUACAGCAUCUAUGACAGAGGUCAUAAUCGCGUGGGGUUCGCUCAUCUUUCUCCAACGUCAAAGAUCAUCACAUAGACAUAAACACAGUGCUGUUCAUCUAAUGCUCCUUACAAUCACAGCAGCCACUUAAAUAUCAUCAUCUGAUCGUUUGCUCUUUUGAAUGAUUCCCUAUAUUUACAGGACAGAAUUCAUGCAGUAUUUUAUUAGAGAUAAACAUGUUUCAUACUGCUCAUUUAUUAUUCUGUAUAGAAAUAGCUAAAGAUGGUUUCCACAUUUAUACAAACUACAACAGCUCUGAAUUAGGCCAGACUGUGAUUAGAAAGAAUAUAUUGGCUAGUAGUAAAGCAUCAAGACUCUACAAAGCAUUUGAUUGUUUCAUUUAUUGUGUGAAUGUAAAUGAGAUGCAAUUUGAUUGGCCAAACAAAAUGCUAAAAAUUCAGCUAAAGUUAUGUUAUUUUAAAGAGUCAUAAGUAGUGGGUUUGAGUAGUUGCAUUUAAUAAAAAAGCUUUUGUUAUAAUUGUCAAAAAUUGUCUAAAAACCCAGUUUUAUUUUGCUUGUGGACAACUCAUGUGGUUAUGUUUAUUAGAAAUUAAUGAAUACACAAUUUACAAUCAAUACUUUACAUUACAUUAUUUUUACUUUGAAAUACAUCAUUUACAUGUACAAGUUAGUUUGACAGUGUUAGCAUGAAAACAAGAUAGUUUAGGUGGUUAGUACUGCUUUUAUUAAUCAAAUAAAUAAAAGCAUUAAUCAACUCUCGCUGAUGCAGGGAUGUUUUGAAAAGUAAUUUUUUUCUCCUGAAUGGGCAAACCACGCCACCCUUGUCUUUUCAUCAGCUCCUCCACCUGCUUCUCUUGUUGUUUUUUCCAGGAAGGAAGACUGAAAAAACUUUCCCGCCAUUGACGAGUUAUCUCGUUAAUUACAAGAAAACAUUUGCAUGAAAAAACGUGUUUCUUAAAGGUUUUUAUGUUAAAGGAGCGGUGAAUCAAAGAAUCAAUUUUAACGUCCUCAUUACUGAAAUAUAGUUUUUGGCACCAAGCCAAGAAAACAGUUGGUUCAGGAAUGUGCCAAUAUGCGAUGUUGUAGAGAUUUUAUCCCCACCUUCAAAUUCAAAUUGCAAGAACUGCUUUUGUAACCCCGCCCACAGGUUCGCCUGACACACGUGUUGGCCAGGGGCAAAGCAAACCGUAUGCAGUGUCUCAACAAUCAGUAAACAUGUCUUUAAAGAUUGCCAAAUGUAACCAAAAUGACUUUUAAAUACAUUUUUCCUGAGAGACUUUUA
Molecule: messenger RNA, 2543 nt
Organism: Paramisgurnus dabryanus
Lineage: Eukaryota; Metazoa; Chordata; Actinopteri; Cypriniformes; Cobitidae
Gene: nots
Product: nothepsin
Biological process (GO): proteolysis
Molecular function (GO): aspartic-type endopeptidase activity
Source: RefSeq, a predicted model, not a curated record